CUGCGAUGCUCUAAAUCCUGGAAACCUCUCUCCUAUUUUUGUACAGAGGCUACAGCCAUACAAACUUUUUUAACCCUGUGUUCAUGCCCAUCCCUUGCCGAGUGUUUUGUGUGAGGAAGGAUGCGGUGGCGGCUGCAAAUGCUGUUCCAGAGGAAACUUAAAAUCUGCUUUCUCUUUCUUCUGUUCUUGGCUCUUGUCGUGCACCUGGUGAUGGAUUUUGGUCUCCCCAAAACCCACAGGUCCUGUGGCUGCGAUACUAAAGCAUCAACAGCCACGGGUGUCCUGUCAGGCAGCCCCAUGCCAGCCAGCCUCAAAAAACUGAGCCUGCGAAUCCUUCAGGAUUUCAGUGGAAGCAACGGUUCCUUGGAGAAAAGUUCCCAGCCAGAGAGAGCGGGGCUGUACUUAAGGGCUGGAGAGCCAGGGGUCCAACAGCAGCAUGAAGAGGCGAAUGCAGAGUGGACCAAGGGAUCAAAGCUGGCAGCACUUUUCAAGCAUCCUCUUUACAACAUCCCGGUCCCAGAGGUGACAGAGAAAGACAAGCUGUUUAUCAUCAACCCCAUGGAGAAGUUCAGCCUGCGCAGUAGCGGGAGUGAUGAAUGGGUCAGCAGCAGUAAAGCCGAGACGCUCCUCCCGACAGGGAAGACAGCCUAUGACACCUACCCCACCUGGCUCAAAUUCCACAUCGGCAUCAACCGCUAUGAGCUGUACCCCCGCCGGGACCCCUUGUUGCCCACGCUCCUCCGGGACUUGGCCACGCAAAGGAUCAUCAGCUCGGUCCAGAAGUCCGGCGGGACCCAGCUCAAGCUCAUCAUGACGUUCCCAAACUAUGGGCAGGCCCUCUUCAAGCCCAUGAAGCAGACCCGGGACCAGGAGACCCCCAUUGAUUUCUUCUACUUCUCAGACUUUGAGCGGCACAAUGCAGAGAUUGCAGCCUUCCACCUGGACAGGAUCCUGGAUUUCCGGCGAAUUCCUCCAGUUUCUGGCCGUUUGAUCAACAUAACAAAGGAAAUUCGGGAUAUCACCACAGACAAGAAACUGGCCAAGACUUUCUUCAUCUCCCCAGCGGGUAACGUCUGCUUCUAUGGGGAGUGCUCCUACUACUGCUCCACCGAGCACGCCCUCUGCGGCAAACCGGACCGGCUGGAGGGCUCCAUGGCUGCCCUGCUCCCUGACAAGACCCUGGCCAAGCGCCGCUCCUGGCGCAGCCCCUGGCGCCGCUCCUACCACAAGAGCAAGAAGGCUGAGUGGGAGCUGAACCCCAACUACUGCGCUCAGGUGCGAGAGACGCCGCCCUACGACAGGGGCCAUCGCCUCCUCGAUCUCAUCGACAUGGCAAUCCUCGAUUUCCUCAUGGGCAACAUGGACCGGCACCACUAUGAGACCUUUGAGAAAUUUGGGAAUGACACUUUCCUGCUCCACCUGGACAAUGGUCGCGGCUUCGGCACACACUCACGCGAUGAACCGUCCAUCCUGGCCCCUCUCCAGCAAUGCUGCAGCAUCAAGAAGUCGACUUACCUGCGGCUGCAGCUGCUGGCCACCCAGCCCUACCGCCUGAGCGACGUGCUGCGGGAGGCGCUGGCCGCAGAUCCACUGGCCCCUGUCCUGGCUGAGCCCCACCUGCAGGCACUGGACCGGCGCCUGGGGAAGGUGCUGGUAGCGGUGGGACACUGCCUGGCCAGGGCAGCCCACCAGGAAAAGGUGCUGGUGGAUGAUGUGGGGCCAUGGGUGUGACGGGGGCUGGGUAUCCUGCUGGAUUGGGCUAUUUUGGUGCGCUGCCGAGGGUGCUGUGGGGAUCGAUGUGCAGCUCUGGUUCUGUGUAACGUCAGCUUUUGGUGGUGCCAGAGCUGGUGGUGUGAUGAACCAGGAAAGCAGGUUGUAAGGAUAGGUGGGACAGGGAGGGAAUUUAAAUAAAAAGGUUGGCC
Messenger RNA from Vidua chalybeata, 1922 nucleotides. RefSeq names its product extracellular serine/threonine protein kinase FAM20C-like. The record is from RefSeq and is a predicted model, not a curated record. Bases 121 to 1731 code for a protein of 536 amino acids. Gene Ontology annotation, cellular component: Golgi apparatus. Gene Ontology annotation, biological process: protein phosphorylation. NCBI's taxonomy places the organism in Eukaryota, Metazoa, Chordata, Aves, Passeriformes, Viduidae. The transcript has 10 exons. Gene Ontology annotation, molecular function: phosphotransferase activity, alcohol group as acceptor.